CGACAUCCACACCUCACACCAUCACAACCACCACCACAUCGCCAUUUACAGGUAAUCUCACAUAUCUUGACCGAAGCAGAAAUGCUAACCUGAGGCCCUUAGACAGUUUCUCCAAGUCACUCUUACAUCACACAAGAACAUCAGUCUGCAAACACCAUGCAAUUCCUUCGAAACUUGCUCCUCGCCCUUUUCGGCCUCGUCGCUAUUGCGGCUGCGGCAACUCAACCUCAGAAAAGCGUUAUCAUGACCUGGUCAUCUGAUACACCGAGCCAUAUUAUCGAUCAAGCCAAGGAGGCCAUUCUGAAGGCUGGCGGGAUUAUUACGCACGAAUACCGUAUAUUGAAGGGUUUCGCAGCAACUGCAUCAGCCAAGACAUUUGAGAUGGUCAGCACAUUGAGCACGGAGUAUCCGCCUAGCAUUGAAGAGGAUCAAGUUGUGACGAUCAACGAGGCAUCGUGAAAUAUUACAUGAUACGAUCAUAAGGAAUACAGCGGAGCUCGAAAAUACGCAAAGCAAAAGGAAGAAACAAAAAGCGGGAUUUUCUGGUUAGGAUAUUUUCGGUGCAUCAUUAUCCUCUCAGCGCCUCAUAUAAAUCUUUGGCUUGAAUCGAUCGUAAUUAUCAUACACGCAUCUUUGUGUUAUCUACUUAUCCUUGGUGUUACACCGGCAAGCUUUGAAUCUUCUUUUCCUUUUGACUUCGCAU
Molecule: messenger RNA, 703 nt
Organism: Verruconis gallopava
Lineage: Eukaryota; Fungi; Ascomycota; Dothideomycetes; Venturiales; Sympoventuriaceae
Exons: 2
Coding region: 157-459 (100 amino acids)
Biological process (GO): vacuole fusion, non-autophagic
Molecular function (GO): endopeptidase inhibitor activity
Source: RefSeq, a predicted model, not a curated record